This is a messenger RNA of Salvelinus sp. IW2-2015, 4984 nucleotides long. It is a transcript of the gene avl9, whose product is annotated as AVL9 homolog (S. cerevisiase). The record is from RefSeq and is a predicted model, not a curated record. Gene Ontology annotation, cellular component: cytoplasm. Lineage: Eukaryota; Metazoa; Chordata; Actinopteri; Salmoniformes; Salmonidae.
GUUCAUGUUGCAGCAGUGUGUAGGAGGGAGAUUUCUAGAUGUGAAAAUGUGCAGAAGGGCAUGAGACAAGGGAAUGUCUAUUAUCGGUGGGAAAAGUGUGUGUUAACUGUAGGGGUGCCCAUGGUGCUGGAGAUCAGAGGUGUCCGGUGAGAGAAAGGCAGGUUGAGGUUGCCAGGAUCAAAGUGGUACAGAAGGUGUCAUAUGCUGAGGCAGUGAAGAGUGUAGUAGAGGAAGAUUGGUCCAGGGCGAGGGAUCCUAACGAUCCCUGUGAGUAGGCCAUGGCCAAAAGAGAGUGAUAGGAAUAAUAUGUACUUCAGUAAGGUUGGGUUCUUUAGCGUUCAUAGCCAUGGUUAUCAACUGUACUGCAGAAAUGGAACGUAAAUCACAGAACAUAAAUGUUGUGGUGGCAGCUGCAGAGAAGUACUUUGGGUGUACGAGAUUUUACUGCAGAAGAGUUAGGUGUGUUUAAUUAGUGUCCUGUCCUCACAGGCUGCCCCCCUGGUGUAGGAUCAGAUAGGGCCAAGUAGUGGAAGGUUGUAAUGGGUGUAGGUUUCUUCCCUUUUCCUAACCUUUUUGUGUCACAGUGUAAUGCAUGUACACUCCAGAACAGUAGGCGGAAACACAGGGCUAGAUAAGAGAAACAGAUUAGUAAGGAGGCCGACCGGCCUUAAACUCCACUACAGUAGGUGGCGGUGUAUGCACAUUUCAGUUGGUUGCGAUCCGCCAAUACAGAUUUAAAGAAGAAUUGCACUCAUUUCUAUUUUUACUCCAGCGCUGCGCUGUUUUGUAUUAUGAUAAAUACAUUUUUAAAGGAAAUAAUCAUUUAAUAGCCCAAACAGAACAGAAAAAAAGUUUACGUGAUGCAUUCAGUGGGCCAACUCAUGUAAAACACUGGUGAAAUCAAUACCCAAGCGAUGGCGCUACAUUUGAGUGACGUCAUCCUACUACUGCAACCUGACUGGAACAGACGAAGAGGAAGAGAAAAUCCAUUGCGUUGAUUGUGUGACUGCGGACGUUGAUUCGAGGAGCAGAAGCAGCACCGCCCGUUCCAACCCUGUUUACAUUGAUCUCUCAAGUGAAAAACAACACAUAACUGCCCAAAUAUCUGCGGCCAUGGAGUCGCAUGGCAAAGGGGAACUCAAGGGACCAGUGUUGCAUAUCGUGGUGGUCGGAUUUCACCACAAGAAAGGCUGUCAGGUGGAAUACUCCUACCCUCCACUCAUCCCUGAGGAGGGCCAUGACAGCAACAACCUGCCUGAGGAGUGGAAGUACCUGCCUUUCCUAGCCCUGCCUGACGGGGCACACAACUACCAAGAAGACACCGUGUACUUUCACCUCCCUCCUUUCAGUGGAGCAGAUAUGAAGUGUGUGUAUGGAGUCUCCUGCUAUCGCCAAAUAGAGGCUAAGUCCCUGAAGGUCCGACUGGCUGACGUCACCAGGGAGACGGUCCAGAAGAGCGUGUGUGUCCUCAGUCGAGUGCCUCUGUACGGUCUUCUUCAAGCUAAACUACAGCUCAUCACACACGCCUACUUUGAGGAGAAAGACUUCUCACAGAUAUCCAUAUUGAAAGAGUUGUAUGAACACAUGAACGGUUCUCUGAGAGGAACGGCUCUGGAGGGAUCACAAGUGUUCCUGGGUAUGUCACCAAGAGAUUUAAUACUGCACUUUCGACACAAGGUUCUUAUUCUCUUCAAACUGAUUCUGCUGGAGAAGAAGGUGCUGUUCUACGUAUCUCCAGUCAACAGACUGGUAGAAGCUCUGAUGACUGUACUGUCACUGUUCCCAGGCAUGAUAGAGCACGGCCUGGCCGACUCAUCCCACUACCAGCCCAAGAGCAGUGUCUCAGAGGACAUCAGCCUGCUGGAGUGUGUGUCGGGGGCUGAGGAGUUUGUCUCUGUCUCUGUCACUGACAUCACCAACGCUACCCUGGAGUUGGUAGGGGAGGAGGGUUUCGGUGAGGACCAGACUACCACCACCUCCACGGAGGCCUCACAGCGGACAGCCUCACCCCCAGACACCUCCACCCCAGCUGGGGCUAGCACAAACCUCAAGCCCCCCUCCCGUACCUCCCCAGACUCGUCAGAGAGCGACUGGGAGACACUGGACCCUAGCGUGCUGGAGGACGUUCCAAAAGACUCUGAGACAGGGGGUUUAGGUUUGGGGGUGGAGCACCCAGAGACGUUUGACCCAGAGCCAGGUGUCCCCAUCACAGUUCAGCCCCAGGGCCAGUCAGCAGGGCAAGGGGGGCAGGUGGCUGUCACUCAGGGCCUAGUGUCAGGCCUGGAGGAGGACCAGUACGGACUGCCACUUGCCAUCUUCACCAAGGGUUACCUGUGCCUGCCCUACAUGGCCUUGCAGCAGCACCACCUGCUGUCAGACGUGACGGUGCGCGGCUUUGUCGCUGGGGCAACCAACAUUCUCUUCCGUCAGCAGAGGCACCUGAGUGACGCUAUCGUUGACGUGGAGGAGGCUAAGAUCCAGAUCGGGGACCCAGAGUUGAGGAAGCUGCUGAGCCUGACCACGGCUGACCUGCGUUUCGCCGACUACCUGGUCAAACACGUCACGGAGAACCGCGAGGACAUCUUUCUGGACGGGACAGGCUGGGAGGGAGGGGACGAAUGGAUUAGGGCCCAGUUUGGACUUUACGUCCAUUCUCUCCUGUCCUCUACCUUACAAGAAGACAAUGAGAAGUUGCUAGCGGACUGGGGCACGCCCUUCAUCUCAGCCUGGAGGAUCACACACAACUACAGAGUGUGGUUCAGCAACAAACACCCAGCCAUGGCCAAGAUCACCCCAGGCCAUCCGUUCCAAGGGCAGUACAGUGCUGCUGAUCUGAAAUUAAGAUUCUCACACUCGGUGCAGAACAGCGAACGGGGGAAGAAAAUUGGAGCAGCUGUGAUCACCACCAGUCGGAGUGUCGUGCAGACCGGGAAGGCAGUAGGUCAGUCGGUGGGUGGAGUGUUAACCAGUGCUAAGUCAGCCAUGUCGUCCUGGUUCUCUACGUUGGCCCAGCCUGCUAUUUUAGCCACUCCCGCAGCCUCCCCUGAGCCUCAGUCACCUACCGAGGCCAAGCCUUGACCACCUACCUGCUGCCUGCCUCCUAACCUAACCUUAGCCUCUGUCACAGGCUUUAGCCAACAUGAGUUAAGCCUAGGAGCCGAGGAUACCCUAACCUAACCCCCUCCAACGGUCCUUCCCCGAGUGUCUCUCAAUUCAUCUUUCCUUGAUUCCCUGCAUCCUUUCUCCUGAGCUCCUUCACAAACCCUAUUGGAGAAGGUCAGAGGGGAGGAAUCUUGGACAGUGUCCUCCAAUACGGUUGAGGAGACGGGAUGCGACGUGACACACUCCUCCUAUUCCUCCUCUCCCCCUUUCUUUCAGAACCAGCUAGUUACAGAGAAGGAACCGGGGUCAGGUGGGCAGAAUAGGUUGAAUUUUGCGUGUUUGGGGAAAGGUUUUAUUUUAUGAAAGAUUUGAUUCAGGCCUCUGAUGGGAUACCACAACACAGCAGAGGGAUCCAGGUCUUUGUCAUAAAUGAUACCCUAUUCCCUAUGUAGUUCACAACUUUUGCCCAGGGCCCAUAGAGUACUGGUGAUAAGUAGUGCACUAGGAAUAGAUGCCAUUUAGGAUGCAAACCUGGUCUGCAGUACCCUCUCCCCUCCAUCCCCAGGUUACAACUGCUCCAGCAUGGAGGACAGAUCGACAAGGGCAGAUGAGAGGAAUAGCCACUUGUGCUAAACAGACCGGCAGAAAUAUCCUCAGAGCCCAUGCUCAGAGCCUCAGACACUUCAGAUUUCAGUGUGUUUUUCUCUGUGUGGUGGAAGACCUUUUGUGUUUUAUCCAAUGCCAGUGUUUUGCUCUAACUGUAUUCCAACAAGGUGUAUACUGUAUAUACUGACAGUGUGAAACCAGUGCAUCGCUGGCUGGAAGCUGUGUUACUGUAAAUAAGAUGCUGGGUCAGAGCAAGUUAUUCUCAGUUUACUGGACAGGACAGACAACCUAUGGGGGUGUCCCAAAUGGAACCCUUACCAUAGUGCACUACUUUUGACCGGUCCCUGGUCAAAAGUAGUGCACUAUAAAGAGAAGAGGGUGCCAUUUGGAACAUAUACUGUUUGUCAUUCCUUCAGGUUAAGAAAAAUGCUUUUUAUCUUUUUCCUCAUUAUGUCCGCACUAUACAUGUAAUAGUGAACUUUUAUAAAGAUAGUUGGAGUAUGGGAUAAAAUGAAUUUAUUAGUUGUAUAUAGUUUGUUGGACUUGUACAAAUAAUAGUGAUGACACGACUGGAACCAAUCUCUACCUGAUCUAUGGCUCACUAUCGUGCAUCUGAAAUGGCACCCUAUUCCCUAUAUAGGUCACUACUUUUGACUAAGGCCCUUUAAACCUAUUCCGUAGAAAGUGCACUACUAAAACUAGUGCUGUACAUAGGGAAUUGGUUGCACCUAUACAUAGGAAAGAUUAUAUUUCUAUGUACUCUCUUAGCCUAUACUUGUUACUUUGAGAUGAUUACAGUACUUUCUCCCCAACUGUUUGUAUUGAAGUUGUUGGAUUAGUUUAACAUUUAGGCACAGAUCCAUAUUUAGGAAAUAAGUGUGUAUAUAUAUUUAUCUUUGAGAUCUGGGACUGUAUCCACUAAAAGUCGGAGUAAGAGUGCCGAUCUAGGAUCCCAUAUAACCUUAUCAAUUACGGCCAAACAGGUCCUAAAUCAGCACUCGUUCGCAGACGUUUAGACAUGGGCACAGGUCCCGUUUUUAAACUGUAAUAAUGACAGCUUUGCUGUCUGAACUUUGGACCAUCAUCUCUUUGAUUUCCUGUCUUGACUUUUAAACUAAAAUCUGAGUCAUUCGUAUUGCCUGUAUGCUUCAUUUGUUGCUGUUGAACUCUGAAAUGUACUUUAAGUAUGCAAAGAAAAUUUAAUCUGACAUAUUUAGGGUUUUGAAAAUGUGAAGUUAAUUUAUGCUGCAUUAAAUAUGAAAAAAACAGAUGGAAA